AUGGAGGUUAUGAGAGUUGCAUCUGUAGUCAAGCCCAAUGCAUGUGGCUUCUUUUGUUUGCAGAAACCGAAGAAAAAGGUGAGUCUGAGAAAAAAGUAUAUGGAGGGCUGCAUCAGAGCAAGGUAUGGAGAUUAUGAUUGUGGCGAAGGGCCGAGCAUGGUAGACGCAAAUAUUUCCGUUUUGAGACGGCGAGUGUACGAGCUCAAGUUGCAGGAAAGCUGUUACCGUCCUCCCGAGGAAUGGAUGGAAUGGGAGAAAAACAUGCGUUCUGAUUAUUACUCCACUAUUUCUCAGGCAACCGGAAUUUUGCAGUGGUGUUUAAUGAGUACUAGGCCCACCAUUGCUUUGGCUACUUCGAGUUUGGUGUUAAUGGGCUUAGGCACCUCACUCACUGUUAGUUUGCCUAUGGCGUGGAGUAAUGUGGAUAUGUUUCUCCACAAUUUAUUAUAA
This is a messenger RNA of Cryptomeria japonica (Japanese cedar), 450 nucleotides long. RefSeq lists its product as uncharacterized. Bases 1 to 450 code for a protein of 149 amino acids. The record is from RefSeq and is a predicted model, not a curated record. Lineage: Eukaryota; Viridiplantae; Streptophyta; Pinopsida; Cupressales; Cupressaceae. The transcript has a single exon.